AUCGCAUUUACCAAUUGUUGCCGCCCACAAAGUCCUCGACAGCGUCUUCGCUUUUUCUUUCCUGUUUGCUUCGUACGCUCUCUUGUAUUUAGCAUUUCCCAGUGUCUGUAAUCGCCAUCGCGCACAUCGCUCGUCGAAGAUCCGUCCUGUGGUUAGGUGUGACGUUGCCUGCGGUCGCUCGCUCCAACCCAGGUCUUUUUUUUUCGCGAUUUGCGACUCCUCUCGCUGCUGCGUAGAAGGCUGCACAUCAGAGAAACAGGUGCUCAGCAUGGCAUACGCCUACCCGGGCGGCGCCCAAGGCAGCCAACCCUACGGCCAGCAGGGCUUCUACAACUCCAAUUUCAGUGGCCCAGUCUCGGGCUCCACGACUCCCUUCCAAGCGUAUGGCGGCUCGCAUUCGCAGCCCUCGGGAUUCGCGGGCUUCGCAAACCAGCAUGACUUGAGUGGCACCAUGGGCACGGCGGCCAACGGCCUGUCUACCGGCUGGCUUGCUGCGUUCGGCACAGAGGGCUACCCCGGUGAGCCUCCGCUCUUGGAAGAGCUGGGUGUGGACUUCUCCCACGUCAAGAUGAAGACGCUUGCGGUUCUGAAUCCUUUGGCAAGAAUUGACAGCCACCUGAUGGACGAUUCCGAUCUUGCAGGACCCCUGCUCUUCUUCCUCCUCUUUGGAUUUUUCCUCCUCGGUUCGGGCAAAAUUCACUUUGGUUACAUAUACGGUCUCGCCCUCGUCGGCUCUAUUGCUCUGAACGCCAUUUUCUCUCUAAUGGCCCCUCCUCUUUCUCCAGACGAUUCCUCUUCCUCAGCCACCGCCGACCACCCGCAAACAGGCUCACGCCAUUUCUCGUCUACUCUUACUCUCGCUCGAAGCGCAAGUAUAUUAGGCUACUGUUUAUUGCCCCUUGUUGUAGUCAGCUUGUGCGGCAUAGUCUUGCCGCUGGACAGUGCGUUUGGUUACGUGCUUACAUUGGCGGCGAUUUCUUACAGCUCGUAUGCAGCAUCAAGCAUGUUCUGCGCGGUCGGACGCAUGUCUGAAGUCAAGCUGCUUGUGGCAUAUCCUCUCGUACUGUUCUACAGUGGUUUUGGUAUCAUGGCUAUUUUCAGCUCGAGGGGUAGCGGAGCACUGAUGGCAAAGACCACGGGCGGCUGAAAGGCUUUCGAGCUCUAGGGAUUUCGAUGAAAAGCUCUUGGAAGAGCCAAUCGCCAUGGUAGAAAAGAAGACCUAUUUGUGACAGUCCAGCGACAAGGGGGCGCGCGAACAGCAGAACAUGGACUCAGCACGCAAGGAAUCGUUGUGCACCUUUAUUGCAGCGAUAGCAAGACGAUGUGGACCACAUCCGUGUGAUGUCAACGGACGUUGGCCUUUCAAAUAGGACGCGACGGUGCAUGAAAGGCGGCGGUAGAGCAGCCUUGGACAUAACAUAUACUUAUUGUCGUGCUCUAUUGAAGAGCUUUUUCUAUGCUCAUCUGGCGAAGACCUGUGAUAUACAAACCUUGCUCCCAUCUGCAAAGUCGGAC
This is a messenger RNA of Verruconis gallopava, 1515 nucleotides long. RefSeq lists its product as uncharacterized. Bases 269 to 1147 code for a protein of 292 amino acids. The record is from RefSeq and is a predicted model, not a curated record. Gene Ontology annotation, biological process: endoplasmic reticulum to Golgi vesicle-mediated transport; vesicle fusion with Golgi apparatus. Gene Ontology annotation, cellular component: membrane; trans-Golgi network. Lineage: Eukaryota; Fungi; Ascomycota; Dothideomycetes; Venturiales; Sympoventuriaceae. The transcript has 7 exons.